Messenger RNA from Brachypodium distachyon (stiff brome), 964 nucleotides. RefSeq lists its product as uncharacterized. Lineage: Eukaryota; Viridiplantae; Streptophyta; Magnoliopsida; Poales; Poaceae. The record is from RefSeq and is a predicted model, not a curated record. The transcript has a single exon. The coding region runs from base 145 to 723 and encodes 192 amino acids.
CACCGCAAGGCCGGCCCCACGUGUCAGUGAACCUCGCGGCGUCGUGCAGGCUCCAGGCUGCCUAUUUCUUUCCGCUUCGUUCUUUCGUUCUUUCGUUCCUUCUUUCUUUCUUUCUGAGAGAAACACAGAGAAAGACAGAGAGAGAUGUAUCAGCCGACUGAGCAAUGGAGGUCGGUGUUCCAGGGCGAGGUGCUGCGGGCGCUAGACGACUGCCUCGACGCCAGGAGACACAUCACCGACGCGAACCGCGACCAGGCGGAGGUGCUGGGACCCUACGCCGACGCCGACGCCGACAAGCUGCGCUCGGCGGCGGAGAACAUCGCCAAGGCAUCGCGGUGCCUCUCCGCGUCCAUGGCCCACAUGGUGGCGGCCGAGUUCCUGGCGCUGCGGGGCUGCGGGCGGAUCCCGACGGAGCCGGUGGCCAGCGCCAAGCUCCUCCACGACGGCGACGACGUGCGCCUCGCCCUGGCCAAGCUCCAGUCCGCCAGGGAGCACGGCCGGGACGCGCUCACCAGGCUGCGCGAGUGCGGCGGCCGCGUGCAGGGCGUCGCCUUCAUGCUCGGCGGCCUCCCCGGUGCCCCGUUUCCUGCCCCGCACGCCCGCGCCUCCAUUGAAGCCGAGAUCAGCGCCGUCGCCAGGGAGCUCUGCUACGCGCAUGACAGGACGGUGAGUAUGACCGCGCUUGUUAUCUUCGCCACCAAGCCUGUCGCCCGCAUCCAGUGACCUACAGCUUAAUCCAUCGAUUCUACGUUUCCCGUUGUUGGCGAGGUCUCUCUCUUGAUUUCAUUGCACAAGCGCUCGCUCGCUACUGCUUCCUUGAUCCCGUCCCGUAGAUGACUAGUGACAUGCGUGGUCCGUCCAAUUCCAACUCCAUAUAUCUUGUGUUGUUCCUCUUGUUUCUUGCAAGGAUUGCUUUAGAUGAUAACGCAGUACCGAUCAAUUCGUGGAUGUUUGCUGUUAAUUG